CUCACUACCUUGCCUCUCCCGCAGCUAGAGCUGUGCUAUAAGUGGUUCUCCCGAUAUCCCUAGAAACUAUCUGAAUUGAAACGCCCUUCUCUUUGAUCGUCCUCUUUCCUCUUCAGCCACAUCCGCUCCUAUUCAUCCCCUCCCAGUCGAGCAUUUCCAGUGAGGCCCAGGGCAAAAACUUCCCCUCUCUUUUCAUCUACUCUUUUGAAUGGGCAUUGAAACGUCUCCACCCGAUGUCGAGGAAUCGACGGAGCCUCCUAUAUGUCCUUAUCAAAAGGAAUCUAAGUCGCAACCAAAUAAUCACCCCAGUGAUGUAAAGCAGGAUCCCCAGGCCGAAAACCGGACACAGGAGCAGAAUCCGACAGCAUUGAAAUCCGCGUCGAAUAACUCUACUCGCCAAGAUGAUUGUCGUAGUUUGUUACAGUAUGCUCACACAGUCGAGCCAGAACAACUGGCUGUCCUUCUGGACGUUGAUGCUCGCCAUGGCCUUUCCAGUACCGACUCGGCCGCUCGCCUACAGCGAGAUGGGCCCAACAGGGUCCGAGAAAUGGAGGGUCUAUCCAUAUGGAAAAUACUGCUGAGGCAAGUUUCCAACAGUUUGACCUUAGUUCUUCUGAUUACCAUGGCGAUAUCAUUUGGUAUCGAUGACUACAUUGAAGGAGGAGUUAUAACCGCAGUCAUCCUCCUCAAUAUUGUUGUCGGAUUCGUACAAGACUACCGCGCAGAAAAGACAAUUAUGUCUCUGCAAAGACUAUCCGCACCUGUAUGCAAGGUUCUGCGCGAUGGCCGGGUUUCCUCUGUAAAGGCCGAGUCUCUGGUAGUUGGCGAUAUCGUGCAACUAGCGGUGGGCGAUAUCGUCCCUGCGGACAUGAGACUAUUCGAUGGUAUGAAUGUCUCAGUGGACGAGGCAUUGUUGACUGGGGAAUCCCUGCCGGUUACCAAAACACCACAUAUCACGCUGACCUCCCAAGAUGUACCCCUUGGUGACAGAACAAACAUGGCAUAUUCUGGGUGCAGCACCACACAGGGUCGAGCCACAGGAGUCGUUACUGCUACAGGAAUGAAGACGGAGGUCGGAAAAAUAGCUCAGCUACUCCAAGACAAACGAGAUCAGGGCAGUGCCAACCCGUUUGUUCGGGCGUUUCGGAAUGUAAAGUCUACCACCAAAAACAUUCUAGGACUCGUUGGGACACCAUUACAGGUGAAGCUGAGCAAAUUUGCCCUUCUGCUUUUUGGCCUGGCGGUGCUUCUGGCUAUCAUUGUCUUCUCCGUUAAUAAGUUUGACAUCCAGGGAGAAGUGUUAAUCUACGGGAUAUGUGUUGCAGUGGCGGUUGUACCUGAGUCCUUGAUAGCAGUGCUUACCAUCACCGUGGCAGUGGGUACAAAGGCAAUGGCUAAGGGAAAUGUCAUUGUGCGUAAGCUACAAUGCCUUGAGGCUGUUGGCGGAGUGACUAAUAUAUGCUCUGAUAAAACUGGCACCCUCACACAAGGCAAAAUGAUUGCAAGAACCGCGUGGAUUCCACGUGCUGGCACGCUUACAGUCAGCCAAACAACCAACCCGUAUGACCCAACAAGCGGGUCUGUUCAAAUUGACGAAGUGGACUGGAAGCCGCACGGAAUGCAGGGUAACAAAGCACUAACUACCUUUUUAAAUACCAUUUCACUAUGCAACCUUUCGACUGUGCAAAAGGAACAGCAGUCAACACCACCAGAAAAGGAGCCUGGCCAUGGUGCACAAGUGAGAUGGACCGCAGUCGGAGAGCCUACUGAAAUUGCUCUUCACGUCCUCGCAAUGCGCUUUGGCCUCGGAAAGACAAGAAUACUGCAAGACAACAAUCUACAACUUCAUACUGAAUACCCAUUUGACUCUUCAAUCAAGCGGAUGACGGUAGUUUACCGUAGUCCUGAAAUGGGCUUGAACGAGGUAUAUACCAAAGGGGCUCCAGAGACAGUUAUUCCUAGAUUGAAUAGCGGCGAGAUAGAGAAGUGUUCAAUCCAAGACACGGCAGAUAGAAUGGCUGGAGAGGGGUUGCGCGUUCUUUGUGUCGCUUACAAAAGAGUUCGUAUUGAUAAUGACCUUGAAGUCUCCUCGCGAAGCACAGCUGAAUCAAAUCUAAGCUUCGGCGGGCUCGUGGGACUAUAUGAUCCUCCUCGUAUUGAGACUGCUGCAGCAGUGCGGAGAUGCCAAAUGGCAGGUAUCGGGGUACACAUGUUGACCGGUGAUCAUAUUCGGACAGCAACAGCCAUUGCAUCAGAAGUUGGCAUACUGGACCCCCUUAUCGGAGCGAAAUCCAGCAGAUUGGUGAUGGCAGCAGAGGACUUUGACCGACUUUCCGACAUUGACAUCGAUGCCAUCGAGCAGCUACCGCUCGUCAUCGCGCGAUGCAGUCCAACUACAAAGGUCCGAAUGGUGGAGGCAAUGCAUCGGCGUAACGCGUUCUGCGUUAUGACCGGUGAUGGAGUGAAUGAUUCGCCGGCUUUAAAACGCGCGGAUGUGGGUAUAGCAAUGGGGAAGAACGGAAGUGACGUGGCUAAGGAAGCUGCUGAUAUGGUUUUGACCGAUGAUAACUUCUCGUCCAUUGUAAAAGCCGUCGAAGAGGGAAGAAGACUAUUUGAUAAUAUUCAAAAGUUCCUUAUGCACCUACUCAUCUCAAAUAUCGCACAGGUCGUCCUACUACUCGUCGCCCUGGCAUUCAAAGAUGCAGAGGGGAACUCCAUAUUCCCCCUCUCUCCGCUAGAGAUUCUGUGGGCUAACCUAGUUACAUCUUCGUUUCUCGCGAUAGGCCUGGGGCUCGAAGAGGCCCAGCCCGAUAUCAUGUAUCGCCCCCCGCAUGACCUGAAAGUAGGGGUGUUCACCCGGGAACUCAUCACUGACAAAAUGAUAUAUGGAACAUGUAUGGGCUCACUGUGUCUUGUGGCUUUUGUAUGUGUUAUCUAUGGAAAAGGCGAGGGAACCUCUUCUAUGGGGCACGAUUGUAACGAAGCAUGGAAUGAAAGCUGUGGGGUUGUUUUCCGGGCACGAGCGACAACAUAUGCAACUUUGACCUUUUUACUUCUGGUUACUGCCUGGGAGGUAAAGCACUUUACACGAUCCCUAUUCAACCUUGAUCCGGGCAGAUAUCCCGGCAGGUUGUCUGUUUUCCAUUCCAUCUGGCGCAACCGAUUUUUAUUCUGGGCCGUGGUGGCUGGGUUCGUGAUCGCUUUUCCGGUGAUCUACUUACCAGCCGUCAAUCGGAUUGUUUUUAAGCAUCAAGCAAUCGAUUGGGAAUGGGGCGUUGUAUUCGGCUGUGUCGUGGUCUACCUAGCGAUGGUGGAGACCUGGAAGGCGACGAAGCGAGCCUUCGGUAUCGGCAGCGGCAAGAAUGCCACUCUGACUCUGGAAGAUGCUGAGACGAGGGCUGGCCUUGCAUCACCCGUGCUGACACUAAGUGCCAACGCCAGUGUUGAUGCCAGCGUAGAGAUGAAGUAGUUGUGGAAGGAUCCCCAUCGGGGAAGAGAAUCAAGGUGGAGGCUGCCCUAUGUUCAACCAUAGGCAAACUGCGGAUUUUGUUCUCCACAUCUUGAGGCUUAUUGAGGUGUUCAA
This is a messenger RNA of Aspergillus pseudotamarii, 3583 nucleotides long. RefSeq names its product putative potassium/sodium P-type ATPase. Gene Ontology annotation, cellular component: plasma membrane. The transcript is spliced from 5 exons. The coding region runs from base 209 to 3469 and encodes 1086 amino acids. Lineage: Eukaryota; Fungi; Ascomycota; Eurotiomycetes; Eurotiales; Aspergillaceae. Gene Ontology annotation, molecular function: ATP hydrolysis activity; P-type calcium transporter activity; ATP binding. Gene Ontology annotation, biological process: calcium ion transmembrane transport; intracellular calcium ion homeostasis. The record is from RefSeq and is a predicted model, not a curated record.